UUUGGUUUAGUGUGGGUGCGUCUUGCAUUUGUAUGCUAUGACUAUGUUAGUGCUUUUUGGUGUUUGUAUGUAUUUCUGACGCCGUUGUUAGUUGCCUGUCAUUUCUCUAAUUUUGGAAUUCAUCACUAAAAGUCACCAAACUGUGGUCUUUAGGCUGGCAGAAUGCUAAAAUUCAUAAGGGGGAAGGGUCAACAGCCCUCUGCUGAACGGCAGAAACUUCAAAAUGAACUGUUUGCAUUCCGCAAGACAGUGCAACACGGCUUUCCACACAGAGCGUCGGCCCUCGCGUGGGACCCGCUACUUCGGCUGGCCGCGCUCGGCACCGCCACUGGAGCCCUCAAAGUGUACGGUCGCCCCGGCGUAGAAUUGUACGGACAACACACAAAUCCAGACUCUGCUGUAACCCAAAUAUACUUUAUAUACGGCACAGGUCGUCUAGUAUCACUAUGCGACGACAACAGCUUACACCUCUGGGAAAUAAACGAGAAGUCACUCGUGGAGCUUAAGUCUCACACACUAGAGGGCAAAAACAAGAGGAUAUCAGCCCUCUGUGUGGAGGCCAGCGGCAAGGGCCUGCUGCUGGGUACCGAGGCCGGCAACAUAUACAACCUGGAUCUCAACACCUUCACACUGCACGAGGAUGUUAUAUACCAGGAUGUUGUUAUGCAAAACUGUCCAGAAGAUUUCAAAGUAAAUCCAGGAGCAGUGGAGUCGAUAUGCGAACACCCUAAAGUACCGACACGCAUUCUGAUCGGCUUCAACCGCGGCCUGAUCGUGCUGUGGGACCGUACUGCCGCAUCGCCCACACACAGCUUCGUCUCCAACCAACAGCUGGAGAGCCUCUGCUGGAAUGAUGACGGCGAACAUUUCACAUCGUCUCACAACGACGGGUCAUACGUGACAUGGGAGGUGGCGGGAGCAUCAAGCGACAGGCCCUUAAAGGAGCCCAUCACUCCCUAUGGACCUUACCCAUGCAAGGCCAUCUCCAAGAUCCUCAUUAGGACUAGUGUGGACAACGAUGAGAUCAUCAUAUACGCUGGUGGUAUGCCACGAGCUUCAUAUUCCGACAAAUAUACAGUGACAGUACAGCAAGGCGACAAGCACGUGGCAUUCGACUUCACAAGCCGUGUGAUAGACUUCUUCACGACGACGCCGGUGCCGCCCGACGGCGCGCCGCUUCAGGAGGAGCGGCCCGACACGCCCGCGCUGCUCUCCGCGCACACCGUCAACCAAGUCGCCGCCGCACUGGUGGUAUUGGUAGAAGAGGAGCUUGUCGUGAUCGACUUAUGUGACGCGCGCUGGCGGCCGCUGCGCCUGCCCUACCUGGUGUCGGUGCACGCCUCCGCUGUCAUCACCGCGCAGCUCGUUGACAACGUCGCUAACAAUGUCUACGAUAAUAUUGUUGCCGCGGGGCAGCAGCAAACGGAGAAUAUGUACUCUGAGGGGGCGUGGCCUAUCUCCGGAGGCGUGGUGGAAGGCGGGGAGGCGGGCGAGCGACAGCUGCUGCUGACGGGGCACGAGGACGGCUCCGUGCGCUUCUGGGACGUCAGCGGCGUGCCCAUGACCCCCCUCUACAAGUACACCACUGCACAUUUGUUUUGCGGACUGAAACGAUCGAGGACGAGCGGUGAAGAUAUAGGCGAGAACAAUGACAGUCAAAACGACGAGGAGGAAUGGCCGCCUUUCCGACGUGUCGGUACAUUUGAUCCCUACAGCGAUGAUCCGAGACUAGGCGUUAAACGAGUCAUCCUUUGUCCCUUAUCGGGUAUGCUUACGAUCGGUGGAGCGGCCGGACACAUUAUCGUAGCCAGCCUCAAGACGACCCCCAGCACUGCUGAAGUUAAAUCGAUGUCAGUGAACAUCGUGUCAGACCGGGACGGCUUCGUGUGGAAGGGGCACGACCAGUUAACACUCCGCGCUGGCACUCACACCUUCCCACAAGGAUACCAGGCAAGCGCGGUGGCGCAGCUGUCGCCACCGGCGGGCAUCACGGCGCUGGCGGCGCAGUGGGAGUGGGGCGUGGUCUGCGCCGGCACCGCCCACGGCCUCGCGCUGCUGGACGCGAUCACCGCCACCCCGCUGCUGCACCGCUGCACCCUCAACCCACACGAUUAUUCUGGCGCCGGAGACACGCCAAUAUCGAGACGGAAAUCCUUCAAAAAAUCCCUCCGAGAAUCGUUCCGACGUCUAAGAAAAGGAAGGUCGCAGCGGCGGCAGAAUACAUCCUCGAGCCCCACCUCCCAGUCACAACCAGCGGCAAAGAAACCAGCGGACAAGAUAUCGGAAACAGAUGCAGAGGUGAAACCAGUAGAGCGGGCGGUGGAGGCGCGCUCUAACGAUGGCGCGUCAGGCUCCAUUGUGCGCUGUCUGUACUUCGCGAGGACAUUCCUUAUCAAUACACAAAAUUCAACGCCGACGCUGUGGGCGGGCACCAACAACGGCACUGUGUACGCCUUCACACUAAACGUACCCAACACAAACAAACGGAAAGAAGAACCCGUGACGUGUCAAUUAGCAAAGGAAAUCCAACUGAAACACAGAGCCCCUGUUAUUGGCAUCACAGUGUUAGACGGAGCGUCAGUGCCGCUGCCAGAUCCUUUAGAGGUGGAGCGCGGCGUGUCGGCGCUGCCGGAGGCGGGCACGCACCGGGUGCUCAUCACCUCGGAGGAGCAGUUCAAGGUGUUCACGUUGCCGUCGCUCAAGCCCCACAACAAGUACAAGCUCACUGCGCACGAGGGUGCCAGGGUGCGUCGUACAGCGUUCGCGUGGUUCGAAUGUGUGGCGGGCGGUGAGAGACACCGCGAGUGGUGCUUGCUGUGCCUCACCAACCUGGGCGACUGCCUCGUGCUCAGCCCCGAGCUGCGCAGACAGCUCAACGCCGCCGCCGUGCGCAAGGAGGACAUCAACGGCAUUUCAAGUCUAUGCUUCUCGAAGCGUGGCGAAGCUCUCUACUUGCACUCGUCCUCUGAACUGCAGAGGAUUACGUUGUCUGCUACUAAGGUAACGAUAGCUCAAUGCCACAUCCUGCUGGCGCCAUGGGCGGCCGCGCUGCGAGGACCCGCCGAGGAUACGCCGCUAACCAACGGUGAACACAAGGAGGAGACAGCGGAGACGGUGCACGACGUGACGGCUGCGUCGGGGGACAUCACGGUGGACUCUGUGCGUGACCACACCAACGCUGACCCCACAGAGCUCAACAUCAACUUGCAGAAUUCGCAAGUGAACACAAGUUCCUUGGUGGUGAAGACUACAACAAGGACGACAAUCAACGACGGCAAUGCAGACGCGACAACAACAACCACAACAACAAACAAUACGACCAAAGAAAAUAUCCUAGAGCACAGUCGCGAGGAGGGAGUCAUCACGCGUAUUGAGACGGGAACGAUAACGGUGCCGGCAGGAACAGACCCCAAGCUGAUCCUCGAGAUGUUUGACCGCCAGAGGUCGCCGCUCGCCGUGCCAGUGCCCCCCACACCAACACCCACCGAGACGCAUUAGGACACGCCCCCAACACGAAAACAUACGCCCCCAACACGAUAACACACGCCCCCAAAUACAAAAACGCCUAUACUCGUAUGUACACACAUUUUUUAUUGUAUCCGAUACAAAAUAUCGAUUUUAUAUUUGACUUUAACAUUGACUAUAGAAUCAUGUUCAUAAUAAAUAUUGUUUUUAAGAUGUCUAAUGUCAUCGAAUUAUUAGAUAAUUAUUGUGCGCAAAACAUUUCAAUACUAAAACAGCUAAAAAUACUGCCCAGAGCUUUGAAUAUUUAAAUAUAUAGAUUGAAUAUUAUUUUAAAUGCUAUCCUUUUUUUU
Messenger RNA from Papilio xuthus (Asian swallowtail), 3815 nucleotides. It is a transcript of the gene l(2)gl, whose product is annotated as LLGL domain-containing protein l(2)gl. NCBI's taxonomy places the organism in Eukaryota, Metazoa, Arthropoda, Insecta, Lepidoptera, Papilionidae. The record is from RefSeq and is a predicted model, not a curated record. Gene Ontology annotation, molecular function: myosin II binding; syntaxin binding; GTPase activator activity. The transcript has 27 exons. Gene Ontology annotation, biological process: regulation of establishment or maintenance of cell polarity; Golgi to plasma membrane transport; regulation of Notch signaling pathway. Gene Ontology annotation, cellular component: cytoplasm; cortical actin cytoskeleton; plasma membrane. Bases 163 to 3498 code for a protein of 1111 amino acids.